GCCGUGCCCAUCCAGACCAGUGUGGUGUUGUGCUCCUGUCCACCCCCACCCAUGGUGAGAAGCCAGACUGACAGCAGCGCCACUGGCGUUUCCAGCAGCAGCAGCAGGACGGGGCCCAGCAUGGAUGGCACCACGGCCGAGGCCCGUCCCAGCCCCCUCCACACCCUCCAGCAUGCAGCCCAGGCACCACCCCAGCCUCGAAAGAAGCGCCCAGAAGACUUCAAGUUUGGAAGGAUUCUUGGGGAAGGCUCUUUCUCCACAGUGGUCCUGGCCCGAGAACUGGCAACCUCCAAAGAAUAUGCAAUUAAGAUUCUGGAGAAGCGGCACAUCAUCAGGGAGAACAAAGUUCCCUAUGUGACCCGUGAGCGGGAUGUGAUCUCGUGCCUGGACCACCCUUUCUUCGUGAAGCUUUUCUUCACCUUUCAGGAUGACGAGAAGCUCUAUUUUGGUCUGAGCUAUGCCAAAAAUGGAGAACUGCUCAAGUACAUCCGCAAAAUUGGGUCAUUCGACGAGACCUGUACCCGAUUCUACACAGCUGAGAUCGUAUCUGCGCUGGAGUACCUGCACCACAAAGGCAUCAUCCAUAGGGACCUUAAACCGGAGAACAUUCUAUUAAACGAAGACAUGCACAUCCAGAUCACGGACUUUGGGACAGCUAAGGUGCUCUCCCCUGAGAGCAAGCAAGCCAGGGCCAACUCGUUUGUGGGGACAGCGCAAUAUGUCUCUCCUGAGCUGCUCACGGAGAAGUCAGCCUGUAAGAGUUCAGAUCUUUGGGCUCUCGGCUGCAUAAUCUACCAGCUUGUGGCAGGCCUCCCACCCUUCAGAGCUGGGAACGAGUAUCUCAUAUUCCAGAAGAUCAUUAAGCUGGAAUAUGACUUUCCAGAAAAAUUCUUCCCCAAGGCACGAGAUCUUGUGGAAAAGCUCUUGGUCUUAGAUGCCACGAAGCGGCUGGGCUGUGAAGAGAUGGCUGGGUACGGACCCCUGAAGGCCCAUGCCUUCUUUGAGUCCAUCUCGUGGGAAGACUUACACCAGCAGACGCCUCCCAAGCUGACCGCAUACCUGCCAGCCAUGUCGGAAGAUGAUGAGGACUGCUAUGGGAAUUAUGACAACCUCCUGAGCCAGUUCGGCUGCAUGCAGCUGUCAUCGUCGUCAUCAUCCCACUCGUUGUCAGCGGCAGAGCCGCCCCACUCAGGCAGUAGCAUUGAGCAUUACAUCCACGACCUGGACUCCAACUCUUUUGAGCUGGACUUACAGUUCUCCCAAGAUGAGAAGAGGCUGCUGCUGGAGAAGCAGGCGGGUGGGAACCCUUGGCAUCAGUUUGUAGAGAAUAACUUAAUCCUGAAAAUGGGUCCCGUCGACAAGCGGAAGGGCUUGUUUGCACGCCGACGACAGUUACUGCUCACAGAAGGCCCGCAUUUGUACUAUGUGGACCCCGUCAACAAAGUUCUCAAAGGGGAGAUCCCGUGGUCCCAGGAGCUGCGACCAGAAGCCAAGAAUUUUAAAACCUUCUUUGUUCACACACCCAAUAGGACAUACUACCUGAUGGACCCCAGCGGCAAUGCCCACAAGUGGUGCAAGAAGAUCCAAGAGGUGUGGAGGCACAGGUACCAGAGCCAGCCAGAUGCCGCGGUCCAGUGA
This is a messenger RNA of Elephantulus edwardii (Cape elephant shrew), 1638 nucleotides long. It is a transcript of the gene PDPK1, whose product is annotated as 3-phosphoinositide dependent protein kinase-1. Gene Ontology annotation, molecular function: protein serine/threonine kinase activity; ATP binding. Gene Ontology annotation, biological process: intracellular signal transduction; peptidyl-serine phosphorylation. The coding region runs from base 52 to 1638 and encodes 528 amino acids. The record is from RefSeq and is a predicted model, not a curated record. The transcript is spliced from 14 exons. NCBI's taxonomy places the organism in Eukaryota, Metazoa, Chordata, Mammalia, Macroscelidea, Macroscelididae.